This is a messenger RNA of Cotesia congregata, 483 nucleotides long. The record is from the annotation of a GenBank genome assembly. NCBI's taxonomy places the organism in Eukaryota, Metazoa, Arthropoda, Insecta, Hymenoptera, Braconidae.
AUGGAAGUAUCAAUUACAAAAUGCGAGGAAAAAUUGAUAAAUGCUACCCUAGAGGAAAAUCUUAGACUUUAUGGCAAAAAAUUAAAUAAAGCAAGAAAAUUAAUAUUGCACUUCAGAUCAAGCUGGAAGAUCAUGUUUAGCAUCGUUGGGACAAAAGAGCGAACAAUAGUGAAGGUAAUGGCGAAUGUAUCGUGUGAUAUUCAACAGCCGAAAUUAUCUCGUCUAAGUGAAGGAUUGUCGAGUAUGAAUGUCGAGUUAAAUCCACUGGCAGCAACGCACUUUGAAGUUGGAAGACAAUCUGAAAUCAUAGCUUUAACAAAGCAACUAGAAAGAUGUUUCAAGGACCCUAGGUGUCUUGACAUGGAAUCUUUACGCAUUGUCGCCAAUAAUAAAUUAUGGAAUAUCAGAGUCGACAUAAAUGUAAUCAAUCACGAUGGUAAUUUGGUUGAUUGGAGAUGGUGUUAUUAUGUACUCAUUUGCUGA